Thamnophis elegans (Western terrestrial garter snake) is the source of this 4302-nucleotide messenger RNA. It is a transcript of the gene VAPA, whose product is annotated as VAMP associated protein A. Lineage: Eukaryota; Metazoa; Chordata; Lepidosauria; Squamata; Natricidae. Gene Ontology annotation, biological process: neuron projection development. The transcript has 6 exons. Gene Ontology annotation, cellular component: endoplasmic reticulum membrane; plasma membrane. Gene Ontology annotation, molecular function: FFAT motif binding. Bases 319 to 1062 code for a protein of 247 amino acids. The record is from RefSeq and is a predicted model, not a curated record.
CACUGUCCUCGUGCCCGCGCCAUAGUUGGCGUUGAUCGCAGUGCGCUGGGGAGCCAGUGAGUCACUCGCUCCAGGGACAGCGCGAAGGGAGGCAGGAGGAGAUCAACGCAAAGGCAGCGGGUGCUGACCCCGCGCGCUCCUGCGCCCGCGUACUUUGCGGGGCUACGGGGAGGGGGCGACUGCGAGCCUUGCCGCCGCCGCAAGUCCUCCGCGGAAGGCUCCCUCCCCUCCUCCUCCUCCUUCCCCAGCGGAACGUCCUCCCUCCCCACCCCGCCCGCCCUCUCCUUCCUCCUGGAGUCAGAGAACGUGUGAGCAGCGAUGGCGGCCGCCGGAGUCCUGCCCAAGCACGAGCAGAUCCUGGUGCUUGAUCCGCCCACCGACCUAAAAUUCAAAGGUCCUUUUACAGAUGUAGUCACCACGAAUCUUAAACUACGAAAUCCAUCAGACAGAAAAAUAUGCUUUAAAGUAAAAACUACAGCACCUCGUCGAUACUGUGUGCGGCCAAAUAGUGGAAUUAUUGAUCCAGGAACUUCAGUAACUGUAUCCGUUAUGUUACAGCCUUUUGAUUAUGAUCCAAAUGAGAAGAGUAAACAUAAGUUUAUGGUACAGACGAUCUUUGCCCCUACAAACAUUACAGAUAUGGAAGCAGUGUGGAAGGAUGCAAAAUCUGAUGAAUUAAUGGACUCCAAAUUGAGAUGUGUAUUUGAAAUGCCUAAUGAAAACGAUAAGCUGAAUGAAAUAGAAACAAGUAAAUCUGCUCCAAUACUGAAUACAAAGCAAGAUGGUCUGGUGCCAAAAUCGCAUAGUGUUUCGCUUAAUGACACUGAAACAAGGAAGCUAGUGGAAGAAUGCAAAAGACUUCAGGCAGAUGUCGUGAAACUAUCAGAGGAAAAUAGACAUCUGAGAGAUGAAGGCUUGAGGCUGAGAAAGGUGGCACACUCAGAUAAACCUGGACCGUCAGGCUUGGCCCUCCGAGAUAAUGGCUCCAACUCUCUUCCUUCACUCCUUGUUGUAAUUGCAGCCAUUUUCAUUGGAUUCUUUUUAGGGAAAUUCAUCUUGUAGAAAGGGAGAGAGAGAAGCAUGCAGAAUGCUGCUUCCUUUUUUUUCUUGGCCAGGAAAAAAAAAAUUACCUACCACUUCAUUGGUAGUAUGGCCAAAGUGACCAUUUUUGUGUACAGCAUCAUAUAGGCUUUGCCUUUAAUGAUCUUGCACGGUUAGACAACACGAUAAAAAGACAAACUGUUCGGCUGCUGGACAAAAUUGUAUAUUAAUUCAUUAAUAGCAGGUGUCAGUUGCACAUUCAGUCCUUUAUGAAAACUCAUAAAUAAAGAAUUGUUCUUUCUUUUUGUGGUUUUAAUAAGAGUUAAAAUUGUUCAAAGUCUUGUAAAUGUUAUUUUAAUAAUCCUUUUCAAAUUUUAUCUGUUAUUCUUGCCUCUUGGAAAGAAUGAUUAUUAGAAUGCUAAUUCGCUUGUUCAGGAAAAUGAUGAGGCAUUCUGUGGGGAAAUGUUCCUCUUAGUGUAUGCAUUUUUUCCUUCACCUUACUUUGCUGAUAUCAUGGCAGAAUUUCUUACCCUUGUGAGGUGGUUGUGGAAGAAAAAAAUAAUCAUCCUGACAGCCCUGUCCCAUGGUAUUUAACAAACAAAAUAAUAAAACUGUUAACAGACAUUCUGAUGGGUAGCUUGUUUCUGUGAAUUGUUCUUUUAGAAAGAUUUUACAACAUAUGCUAUACACAGCCUGCUUCUUGUCACAGAUUUAUAUUGUUCACUAGUUGUGGCUUAGACUGGUGCAAGUGAAGCUUCAGAAGAAAUGUAGCAGUUUCCAUAUUGUGCAGCAGCAGCUGUAAAAUUACCUGGCUUUUUAGGAAAAGAUCAGAAUUUGAUUUGUUUUGGGACAUGGAAUACAUACUUUAAAUUUACUUUUUAAAAAUAGCGUUUUGGGUUUUUCAGAUACUUCUGUUGAAUCACUGAUCUUCCUUUAAAUUUACAGAAUCAGUUGUAUCUUGAUUUUUCAUCCAGACUAAUUUAGGCCGAGUGUCCAUAGAAUAACAUUUCCUAUAAUGUUUCCAAAUAACCCAAAGUUAAUACCGAUUGAGAAAACAUUAUCAUUUAAUUUUGUGAAAAAAUUAAGCCUUGUUCAGUAAAUGUCUUGGCAUAGCUGUCUGUUAGCUAUGCAUAUGUUAAUUCUAUAAAAUUCAUUUUAUUUGGUUUGAAUAUUUUUUCUCCACAAUCUUGUGGUUUGUUUAAUUUCCGGUAUUCACUUUCAUUAAAUAGAUGAUUUUGAAAGCACAAUACAGCUAUUCUACAUAAUCCAUCAUAAGCAAGUGUUUGAAAUUGAUAUUUUGGAAGGCUUAUACUUAUAAGCAGAAUUUUAUAUGGAUAUAAUGAACCAGUGCUAUGUAGAUUUUACAUAGCUGAGAACUGUUCUAGGAAAAAUAUGAAUCUUCUUGGUUGCCUUGGAUUUUUAAUGCUUUUUUUUAAUGGAAGAGCUACUUACGUCAUGUACCAUCACAAUUCGCUGUGAUAAAUUUUUAUAAACAUCUUCCAAUUUACAAAAAAGUUGAUGAACAAACUACUUGCCUGAUGUUUCAGUUAAAAGCAUGCAAAUACAGUUACUCUUUGUGUUUUCUGAUAUCUGCAUUCUGACUUUGGUGACUUGAAGAAGUGUCCUCAUAUCUGGUUAAAACUUAAUUGCUUCUAAAAGCAGUAGUAUUGUUCAUAUUAUAUUAUAUAACUGGUACAUCAAGAGAAAACAUUUAUUCCUUGAAGGAAAUUGAUCACUGGAAGAGAUUACAAGGAAGAUUUAUGUACAGGCUAUAACCUCUAGAUACAUUUAGAUAUUUCUGUGAAAGAAAGCUUCAAAGAUAUGUUCACUGUUAAACAAAAGCUACGACGGUUUGCACUGGCUAAAUACUUUAGCAUUUAUUAGCCUGAACUUAGAAUUUAUUACAGGUAACCAGAACUAUGGCGAAACAUAGUAUGAGGAAGUACUCUAACCUUGGCAGAUCUCUUGCCAAAAUAAAAUAAAGACAACAAUAACAAAAGCAUUCCACAGCUUAUAAUAUAAUGAUCAUAAGUGUAGAAUUAGGGUCCUAGCUGGGCCACUUAGCAGGACAAGGCUUUCAAAGACAAAUAUUAUGGAAUGACUCAAUAAUUACUGUAAGUAGAGUGAGAAAAUCCAGUUUGUGGAUGCGCUUCUAGUUUUUAAUCUUUUCAUAACUGUAUAUAAAAUGUAAUGCUGAACUAUUUCGCUCUCAGGAGUGAUUCUGGAUGAUACCACCUGUAUUUAGUGAAUUUAUGUAAUACAGAUUAAAUUUUCUGUUCCUGAAAUGGUUAGAACUUUGCCUGUUUGCUUGUGUACACCAAUGUGAGGAACAUAUUUGUUCCUGUUAGUAAGUGCUUCCAUCAGAAAGUGCAGUGUGUUCACUGUAGUAGUUCUUACGUAUAGUGAAUUAUUGGCUCCUGCAGCUUGCAUGAUGCAAGCUUUAUAUUUAAGGUUGGCAACUUUGCUUAUGGCAAGAAAUUAUAGCAGAAAGCAAAAGUCCUGAAACAUUUUUUCAUCUGCUUCUUGCAAAGUAAGAAAGAAGGUCUGUCCAAAAUCUGUUUAAUCGAUUUCAAAGAAAAUAAUUGUGCUUAAGUAACAUUAAAAUGAGUUUUCCAGUGAAUUUCUCAUUGCCAAGUCUUUUGUGCAUUCAGGUAGUAUUAAAGAUAUUGGGAAAAUAACACUACAAAGUAUGAACUGAGUGAACAUUCACAAAAAUUGCAAAGGAUUUAUGGUACCCAUUGGUUUUUGUAAUACAAGAUAUUUUUGUUGUGUUGAAUGCAAAGUUUAUAAAAUAAAUUAAAACUUGGUAUUCAUAAGAUGGGAACUGGCAACUACACGCACACAAAUGGUUUUGGAUUAUAAUUCUUGAACAUCUAAAAGACCUGUAUUAAGAUUUGGGAUUAUAGGAGAAACAGAAUGCAGAAUGCAGAAUAUACGGAGAGUGCCCCAUUAGUUCUUGGUAACGAUCAUAAAACUUUAACAUAGCCUGUUAUGCAAUCAUGUGUAUAACAUAGGCCAUUGGAUUUGAAUAUUAUCUUGUUCAGUAAAUACUGCCUUAUUGGGAUAUGUUGAAAUUUGUGCUCAGAUAAGUAAUUAUAUUUUGUGAAUCAGUGCAAUUGCAUAAGAAUAGGCAUAUUCUUAUCUAACAGAAAAGACACAUGGAUAAUUUGAGAGGCUGUUUGAUUUUGUUCUUGACUUUCAGCAACUGUAUUCUUUUAUCUAAUUUGUGAAUUUAUGAAUUAAAGGAAACCUUUUCCCUGA